Mercenaria mercenaria is the source of this 2478-nucleotide messenger RNA. Its product is annotated as alpha-(1,3)-fucosyltransferase C-like. The record is from RefSeq and is a predicted model, not a curated record. Gene Ontology annotation, cellular component: membrane. The transcript has 2 exons. NCBI's taxonomy places the organism in Eukaryota, Metazoa, Mollusca, Bivalvia, Venerida, Veneridae. The coding region runs from base 938 to 1885 and encodes 315 amino acids. Gene Ontology annotation, molecular function: alpha-(1->3)-fucosyltransferase activity.
GUCAAGGUUAUUAUGAAAACGCAUGGGUGAUUUCAAUGAUACAGGGUGGAAUAUAAGUUUUAUUACGAUUUGAUGUUUUUUUCUGUGCAGUUUUUAUUGAGAAUUAUCUUAAACUCUUAAAUAAAACAUAUGUUCUGCUAAACUGUAUAUUAAAUGUGUAUCAAAAUUGUAAUUACUUAAGGACACGUCACGGCUGAGAUAGUAUAGCAUUAUUACAAUACACAGUCGGUAUUGAAAUUGUGUUUCCAAUACAUGUGCUCAUUAGAUAAAUCCUCAAUAUCUAUGUGAAAAUAAGGGAUGUGUUUUGUAUUAUUGCAACACUGUGAGUUGCUCUAAUUACUGACAAAUGACUGAAACAAUAGGAAUUCGUACGAGACAUGGAUAGACAAAACGACAGUGAGAUCCUGACAAACUGGUAAUGUCAAAAGGAAUAUGCCACAAGGCCUUGUAUGCUAUGUAUCAACUCGUAUCGUGACUGAGUGUAAUGCCAGCCAGCAUGGCAAAUGACAGACUGUCCAACUGGCUUCGAAUCGGAUGCAUGGUUGCCAUGGUUACAAUUUACACACUGUUUUUCGUUAAUCUUCAGUUUAACCUUACUGGAUACAUACCAUUACCUAUUUCAAACACUUUUGAAACAUUAAAGGCAGCAUAUCGUGGAUCAUCAAACAUAUUGACAAGUGGGCACAAAAGAAAACCUAGAGUAACACGUACUCUGACUGAUAUAUAUGAGAGUGUCUAAACUGAUUAUAAAAAAGAUUUUGGUGUAAAAGGUAUAAAUCUUGCUGGUUCUACUCUCGAUAUAUUAUGGUAUAACCCGCCUGAAUGGCUAGAUGUUCGUUCGGAGGAGAAUAUACUUCGGUCAAAAUGUAUAUAUGAAAAUUGCAAGGUGGCAAAAAACAAAACAGACCUUCAAAAAUAUGCUGCAAUUAUAUUUUCUAUGACAGAACGCUUGAGUUACGUGCCCCCACUAUCACGAGAGGAAAGAAAUCCAGAACAAGUAUGGAUAUUCUUUUACUCAGAAUCACCUGUUCAUCAUUUUAGAAUUGCAUACCGGCAUGAUAACUGGAGAAAUACUAUGAACUGGUCUAUGUCUUACAAUAUGGAUGCUGACGUUUUUUGUCCACAUGGAGUCCUUGAGUCAAAGAAGGAAAUUAUAGAAAGUAAUUAUAGUACUAUAUUCAAUCGCAAGACAAAACUUGUGGCAUGGGCCGUGAGCCAUUGUGGGGCGCGAAGUAAAAGGGAUGAAUUUGUAUCUGAACUAUCAUCAUACGGCAUUCAAAUAUAUAUAUUUGGAAAAUGUGGUGACAAUUCUUUUUAUAGCAGUUCAGAACUAAAAACGAUCAUUAGCAGAUAUUACAAAUUUUAUUUAAGUUUUGAAAACAGUUUGUGCAAAGAUUAUAUUACUGAAAAGUUUUUUGCAUAUUAUGAUUUGGAUGUUGUUCUAAUCGUAAGAGGAGGUUUGGAUUACGACAGGUAUCUCCCAAUUGAGACUUUUAUAAACACGGCACAUUUUAAUUCAGCUGAAAAAUUGGCUAACUAUAUUCACAGUGUUGGUUCUUCCGAGGAAGCAUACGUAAGUUAUCUUCGCCAAAAGGAUAGAUACACUGCUAAGCAUAUAUACCAAAUCCCGCUUACUCCUUGCACUAUUUGUGAAAAGCUUAACAGACUCAAUGAAAGUAGGAAAACGUUCGAGGAUCAUGUGUCAUAUAUUCAUCAAAAAACGUGCUGGAAUCCUAUAGAUAUAACUCCAAAAUCACUAACAUGGUUAAAAUUCGCACCAAUUGUACUAUUAAUCUUCAGUAUAUGUUUGUUUCUAAUUGUUUGGAAGUGUAGCAACCUGACGCUUUUACAUAAACGUUUGUUGAAUGCCUGUUCAAAAGUAUGAUUAAGUACAUAUUUUCGCUACAGAAUUACAUUAUGCUUGUCAGUAUUUUCAGUGUUACUCUUGAUGCUUUUAGCCCUUACCUUGCUAAAUUUCUAUAAUGAACUUGUCCAUCUUCAAAUUUGGACAUCACCAUUAACUGUUAAAAGGGGUGCUUAUCAAAAAGGUACUGGCUGAAUAGCGAACAGUGCAGAUCACGGGUGUGCAGGCUGAUCAUGAUCUACCUGGUCGCAAAGGCAGAAUCAAUCGUGCCCAGCAUGGUAAGGGUUAAGAACAGUAAAAACCCUUCUGCUGAAAACGCAAACUGGGCUCUCCAAAUUGUUGCUGUUAUUCAUUUCGAUUAAUUUGUGCUAGCUGUAGUUGUAACAACUGUGACAACACUUUAUAUGCUGCCUUGUGUGUUGAUUGUGUUGUGAUUCUGAAGAGUUCCGUCCCCAUUAUUUCUAAGCUGUAACUUCAUUUCUUUUUCUGGAAGACUUGGACUUUACCCGUUGUAUUAUUACUUCUAAUAUGCUACAUACUGGUAUUGUUAACGUAUUUCAUUAUUGCAUUUUGUAGAAAUAAAACAAGUGGAAUUAAAUUGCGUUCAAAGUCAA